Cyclocybe aegerita is the source of this 675-nucleotide messenger RNA. The record is from the annotation of a GenBank genome assembly. Lineage: Eukaryota; Fungi; Basidiomycota; Agaricomycetes; Agaricales; Hemipholiotaceae.
AUGUCUUCCCAUGACCACGCCUUUCUUUUUGCACCUCACAACUCCAGGCAACCGGCAACCACCCGAAAAAUCCAUUUACGACGUCUUCAUGAUAUCUUGCAAUUAAGCAUCCAGACGCGCCAGUUCAAGCGGGCCAAAAGGGCUUGGGCAAUUCUUUGUCGCUGUAAAGAAACCGACUGGAAAGCCCUCUGGACCACUGGCCUCCUUAUCCUCGGAGAAGGCGAACCUGGCAACAACGGCACCUGCAAUGCUGUGGAUUAUCUUCGGGCGAUGAUGCUGCACUGUCCCGACGAUAGAGAAUCUAUCCUCCAAGAGCUUGUCUUUCGGCUUUUGCUGCUGGGUAAAUGCAGAGAGGCCUUAGACGAACUGGAAUUAUAUCUUCCUUCAUUCCCGUACCAAGACAAUCCGGUUUUUCACGUCUAUGCGGGUCUUUGUUGCAUCUUUCUCGCUCAGCCUCAACAAGACCACUCGAACCGCUUCGAUCGCAACCUCCUCCGUGAUGCCCAGACUCACCUUGAGCAUGCAAAGACACUGGAUCUAGACAACACUGUGGUGCAAGCCUUUUUGGAGAAGUUAUCUAGUUUCCAACAGGGCAAACAGAUUCCUCCGGACGAUUCUGACGAUGAGAUGGAGCUAGCCGAAUCUCACCACAGCAAAAAGAGAGCUCGCGCUUGA